This is a messenger RNA of Scleropages formosus (Asian bonytongue), 2608 nucleotides long. RefSeq names its product alpha tubulin acetyltransferase 1 (gene atat1). Gene Ontology annotation, cellular component: microtubule. The coding region runs from base 323 to 1222 and encodes 299 amino acids. Gene Ontology annotation, biological process: alpha-tubulin acetylation. NCBI's taxonomy places the organism in Eukaryota, Metazoa, Chordata, Actinopteri, Osteoglossiformes, Osteoglossidae. The record is from RefSeq and is a predicted model, not a curated record. Gene Ontology annotation, molecular function: tubulin N-acetyltransferase activity. The transcript is spliced from 10 exons.
GCGCCUGUCGGUACAGGACAUGCGGCACUCAGACACAAUGACAAUGGCGAGACAGAGCGGCAUUUGAUGCCACAUCGCCCCCGAUCGCGCACAAUUACAGCCUCCGCUACCUCAAUGCGAGCAUGAAAGUGGAAUAUUAAAUUCGGAAGCGGUCUUUCGCUGCCCGUCAGAUGUCCGUCUCUUGGCGGGCUGAAGUGAAGCGCGCGCAGGUACGGUGAGGGAGGGAGGGCGUGUGUGUGCGCGCGCGCGCCGCGCUCCGUCCGCAGAGACCCGCGCGCGAUAGUACUAUAGUAUAGACACCGCAGAGCGGCCGCGCGCGACCAUGGAGUUUCCCUUCGACGUGAACGCGCUUUUCUCCGAAAGGAUAACGGUGCUCGACCAGAACCUGACGACCGGGCGGAGGUCCCUGGGAAGGCCUGAUCAUCAACACCACAUCGCCACUGUUAUCGACGAGCUGGGGAAAGCAUCUGCUAAGGCGCAGCAACUGGCCGCCCCCAUUACCAGUGCAGCAAAGCUUCAGAUGAACCGGCAUCAUCUCUACUUGCUGAAGGACGGGGAAAGCAAUGGGGGCAGAGGGGUCGCCGUGGGAUUUCUGAAGGUUGGGUACAAGAAGCUCUUCCUUUUGGACCAGCGGGGGGCGCACGUGGAGACAGAACCGCUUUGCGUCCUGGAUUUCUACGUGGCCGAGAGACUGCAGAGGCACGGCUAUGGGCUGGAGCUCUUCCGCUGGAUGCUGCAGCACAAAAGGGUGGAUCCUGUGCAGAUGGCCUAUGACAGACCUUCUCCCAAAUUCCUGUCCUUCCUUGAGAAGCAUUUUGGCCUGAAGGACAGCGUACCUCAGGUCAAUAACUUUGUCGUGUUUGAUGGAUUCUUCAGGAACCGCUCAGCGGUCCAGUUGAGAAAGGCUCCCCCAAGAAAGCCGGAAGGAGAGAUCAAACCGUACUCUCUGACGGAGAGGGAGGCUCUGCGGGAGGAGCAGAAGGCCUUACCCUGGCCCUUCGCCCGCCCCGCACCUCCGCCCCCGUCGCCGCCCCACGCUCAGUCCUCUGCAUUCUCCCGCUCUCUCAGCGUGGGGUCCUCCCCCAGCCGGGCUCCUCCGCACCGCUCCCUGGCCCCCAGCUCCUACAGGGGCCAGAGUGCACACCCCCAACUCAUCGAGUCCAUGAACUGCAGGGCCAGGCGUACCAGUUCGCUCAACCGCUCCCAGAUCUCCUUCAACUGAAUGGGCGCCGCUGACCCACUCGAUCUCCGCGCUUCCCGUCCUCAGCACAGAGGCAGGGUGUGCUUCUUGAGUACAUCGCCGCACCUGCUCUCUGCUGUGCAACGGGAGAAGCACGGCGCGAGAUCUGCCUGUUAGAUUACUUGCUGACGGUGGAAAGAGUGAUGCAGAGAGGGGGCUUGAUGAGAUUAGAGAGAAAAGGACUGAAAGUGAUCAGGGAAAACACAAUUUGUCCAAUACUUGUCCCCUCUGAUGUAAACGUGAUGUCCUAGUUAAUAUUUACAUAGUUUCAAAGUUAUUGAAAUAUCUCCAAUAACAACACGACAGCUAUUUCAGUUCUUUUGAUACAUGGAGUAUUCGGAACUUAUUUUCUAUUAUGGCUGUUUAUAACAUUUCCCGAAAUCCCUAUUUUGCAGCCGCUUUGAUUUCAACUGCGAAAUAAAGGCGAUUGACAGUGUCGAGCUGCAGUGUGGCUCUUUGUAACCGGGGAACGGUUUGUGAUGUGUCGCGUCUUGUGAUGACGGUCGUUAGCCGAUCAUGACGUUCCUGAAGGACAUGGAAGGGACAUGUAUGUGUUUUGGAUUGCUUCUUAGUGAGUCAUAAGUAGUAGUAAAAGUAGAAAGAGAAACAAAAAAAUUGCAUUUUUGUAAUAUCAGAUAUCACAGGAAGGCAGUGCACAGAUUGUAGAGACACACGUUAAAGCCGUUCGAAAAUGGCUGUGAUGGGUUUCCAGCAGAUCAAAUUGUUUAGAAAUUUACAUUAGUAAAUGUAACAAUUUUUUUACUUCGUUUAGGUGUAACUCUUAACUUUUUUUGGUGUCAGAAUUUGUGUAACUUUUAUUUCACUGACUGAUUUGUUCUAAGGCCUUAAUUUUUUGUGCAUAAAUUAAGUAGCUCAAAGUAUAUAUAGCUGUAGAUAUUAGAACCAAGUUUUUUGUCACUUGGUGUUCUUUUUGUGCUCGUAAUACCUGACAUUGCAACACAUUGUUGUUAUUCUCAUUUCCAUAUUGACUAUAUAGUUUUCCUCAGUAUACUUUUCAGAUUGCGUUCAUUUUGUGUUGCUUUUUCGUUGCCGAUCAUGAUUUUUCUUUUGUUUCUUCCUGUUGCUUUUACCUUACUUUUCUUUGUUCAUUUGUUGGUUUUUUUUUUCUGUGUCCCUUUCCUACAUUCCUUCAUUCCCUGUCAUUCUCCUCCCCUCCCCUGCCUUCUUACUUUUUUUUUUUUACCUCCUUUUGUAUCUUGCAUUUUUGUCUUUGUCCUUCGUCCUUCUUUGCUCUCCUUGCCUUCCACCCCCCCCCUCCACAUAGUCGACAGAGCCUGGUUGCCCAGGGCAACCUCUGCAGUCACGAUAUCAACAACAGAAGCCAGGGUACACUGAUGGAGAAACAGC